This is a messenger RNA of Clupea harengus (Atlantic herring), 4175 nucleotides long. Its product is annotated as E3 SUMO-protein ligase CBX4. Lineage: Eukaryota; Metazoa; Chordata; Actinopteri; Clupeiformes; Clupeidae. The record is from RefSeq and is a predicted model, not a curated record. Gene Ontology annotation, molecular function: SUMO binding; SUMO ligase activity. Gene Ontology annotation, cellular component: PRC1 complex. Gene Ontology annotation, biological process: negative regulation of transcription by RNA polymerase II; protein sumoylation.
ACUUUGUAGACUACAGGGUAGUCCUUAUUCAGUUACACUUCGGCACUAAGAAAGGUGUAGGUGCCAAGACUAAAACGCACUUAAGUGUAGAUUCUGAACCCUAUGAAUGCCUCGAUUGUCGUUUGAAGAGGGGGCUGACCGUGAGAUUAAAAAAUAGAUUCAUUGUGUAUUUACGCGUUGGGCUGGAUAUCGUCAUUUGGUUAUAAAGGGGAUCCCUGUCUGAUUCAGUAAUAUGUCUUGGUCUAUCAAAACCUUACAAUUUGGCCGGUUCAUGUAUCUCAGUAAGGUUGCAUAUAAUGCAACAUCGUAUCACUUAGAUAAAAAAAAAAACACUAAAUCUUCCAACCAUCGAACCUCCCUCCUCUAUCUGACGUCACGCUAAUGGUUAUUUGCAUGAACUGUUUUCCACAGCCUUGCCUAUUCCACAGUCCACACUGUGUCUCGCGGAGAGGAGGUAGUGCUACGCGAUCCAAGGAGGGGGACCAAGAGGAGUCACACCAAAAGCGUACACAUGUUUUGUUUCAAGGAGGAGGGAAAUAGCGAUCGAGUCGUUUGAGCAGCCGUUCCAGCCUUCCUUCACCAAGCAUUGCAAGCGUAUCGAAAAUGGAGUUACCCGCCGCGGGAGAACACGUCUUUGCGGUGGAGAGCAUCGAGAAGAGAAGGAUCAGAAAGGGUCGUUUCGAGUACCUGGUCAAGUGGAGAGGUUGGUCUCCGAAAUAUAACACGUGGGAGCCAGAGGAAAACAUUCUCGACCCGCGACUUCUUGUCGCUUUCCAAGACAGGGAGCGACAAGAACAGCUGACAGGAUACCGCAAGAGAGGCCCAAAACCGAAGCACUUAUUGGUUCAGCUUCCCUCUUUUGCUCGGAGAUCAAGUGUCCUCUCAGGCCUUCAGGAGACAUCUAUGGACGAUGUCAAGCUGCACAAGGUGGAGCCGGUGCAGACGCAGCAGUACCAGCUCAACAGCAAGAAGCACCAUCAGUACCAGCCGCACAGUAAGGAGAGCCACCAGGCGGAGCAGCAGGUCAACAGCAAAAAGAAGUUCUACUACCAGCUCAACAGCAAGAAGCACCACCACUACCAGCCUGAUCCCAAAAUGUAUGACUCUCAGUUCCAAAAGGCCAAAGUGCCAGAAACAUCCCCACCCAGCACUGGCUGGAGUCUGCCCGCACCCCUGAAGCAGAAAUGGGUCCAGGACAAAGACUCUGGGUGUCUAAGUAAAGUGAAGGACAUAACCAUGGAGCUCAAAAAGCUCCCAGCAAGCCUGGACAGCGGCAGGGUGACUGAGGUGAACUCGUGCACCAAGGAGGACCCGCCGCCCAGUGGAAUUAGCGGCAAGCUGAAGAUUGUCAAGAACAAAAACAAAAACGGACGCAUUGUCAUUGUCAUGAGCAAGUACAUGGAGAACGGCACCCAAGCGGCCCGCAUUAAGAGCGGGGAAGGAGACGCCGACAAAUUGUCUCCGGACCACAGGGUGGAGAACUCGACAGAAAAGAAAAAGGCCGUGCAGAGGCAAGGGUCAGACCAUACUCACAGAAAGGACAGUAAGGACAAGGGCCACGAGAGCCACGCAUCGGGGACAAUCAAUGGCCAGUCCACACAGAAAGACUCUUUAGCAGACAAGUCAGCGGCAGUGGAGACAAACGAAUCACAAAGGGUGAAGGGCGGACAGGAUCUCUCUGAAGAUCAGCCUCUACAGUUGACCACUAAGCCCAGGUCAAGCCCUUGGCUGCUCCAGAAUAAGGUUGCAUCCUGCCUGGAUGGAGCUUAUACAGAGCCCCCCCAAAAGCCCUCCUUGUCCAACAAGCGCCGCCACUCUGAGCACAAUGAGGACCAGGGUGGGGGGAAAAGGUUCCUGAGCUCCAGGAGCAUCAGCGCUCCGAGUACUGUGACCUCUCCCGCCCAGAACCAUUCCAUGGAUCUAACUGGCCCCCAGUAUCCCAGCAACGGGCAUGACUUUAACUUCCUGGGCGCUAACCCAGAGGAGCCCAUAGAUUUGAGCUGCGUGCGAUCCAGAGAGGAGAGAAAUGAGGUUGCAAAGAUCCAGACCACCACUCCAGAGGAACUGGAGCCUAUGUCAACAGCAGCAGGAUUACUUCCUACAUCAGCACCAUCAUCAGGACCUACGUCAGGAGCUACGUCAGCACCAUCAUCAGGACCUACGUCAGGAGCUACGUCAGCACCAUCAUCAGGACCUACGUCAGGACCUACGUCAGCACCAGCAUCAGUACCAGCAUCAGGACCAGCACAGGAGGAUCCUGCUCCUGCUUUUAGGCCUUUCCUUGGAAACAUUAUCAUCACUGAUGUCACGGCCAACUGUCUCACUGUGACUUUUAAGGAAUACGUUACAAUUUGAGGCAUGAAUUUCAGGACUAGAAGACUACUGACUGAUUUUAUAAAUAUGUAUAAAUGUAUAUCGGCCUUGAAUUCCUGAGAAGAAUUAUUGAGAUAUUUUCAGAAGCUUUUGGUUAUAAUGUUAAAAAAAAAUCUUGUUAGUAUUCAUACUUUGGGGUUUAUAUUGAUUAGUUUUUUAAUUCACCCUGCCUGUAAUCACAAUGUAGACGACUGAAAAAGUUGUUUUCUUACCCGGUCAUCUCCCGUCUCCUUAUUAGUUAGGCUGCUGGAGGUGCAAUCUAAACGUUAAGCACUUACUCAUGUAAAGAGUUGUGUAAUAUUUGUAUCUUAACUCCGUUUUGUGUUACAUCUUUACUAUAUUUAUAUCAGAUGUCAUCAGAAAGGAGCAAGGUGUGGAUUGCUUCAUUCACUCUGUCUUUCUGUAUGAGAGAGAGAGAGAGAGAGAGAGAUAAUGGGGUUGUUUGUGUGUGUGUCUGUGUGUGUGUUGUGAGCAUGCUUGUGUGUGGACACUUGCAUAUGUGUGUAUGUAGUUGAGCAGGGAAAAGCAGUGAAGAUGCAGAGUAGCGAUGCGAAACCUGAAAGCUUUGUGUUGCAGGGACAGAUCAAGCAGUAAGAGAGAGGGACCAUGGAAUUAAAGCUUCUUGUCAGAUGCACAAGUUAAUGUGAAGGAUCUUGGUAUCAAAAUGCACUUUGCACUGUUCUUCUAAGGUUAGAGAGUGGAUGAUUAAAGUGGUUAUCAAGCAGUGAAGUAAAGUUAUAUGUUGACAUGUUAAAUGUUUGUCAAAGUUCAAACAGCCCACUUACAGAUGAAAAUGCUGUUUUAGAUGCAGAAGUGACCAGAGGUUAGAUGCUUCCAUUGACCCCCAGAGAGCAUUGUAAUAUUACCAUGUCAUUUUUUGUAUUUAUUUUUCUUUCUACAGUAUAAAAAUCUUGAAAGCUUCUAAUUUAAAAGAGUUUUUGUUCAUUGCUAUCAUAGUCCAACUAUAACUUCAGUUUGCUUAAGUUGUAGAUGUGAAUUUUUUAAAGCAGCGUUACUCCCUUUAUAUAACAUGUCUGCUUUAGUUACAAGUACGUUUAAAGAUGCAGUACGCGAUUCUGGCGAAAGGUUGUUGAUAUUUCUGUUCAGUUCAAUGAGGUUGCACUCUCCUUUCCGUGCUCCUGAAGCAACGUGUCGAUUGGCUGGAAUUGUUUAAAGCUCGGUCCGAGCCACGAUCUUUGUUUCCCAUUUACAGUACCAGGACUGUGUACGAACACCGGAGUUUUUGUUGUUGUUGUUGAGCGCACGCACUCAGCGGAGAGCCGAUGAGGACCAUGUGGAGCAACUUGUUGAAUUUGAUGAAAAGUCUAUUGGAUUAGAAUCGCGGACUGACCUUUAACUCAAGUAGUAACAGUGCCUUAAUUUGACUUUCAAAGGUAAACAUAACGCAUAAACAUAAGCUGUGCAUUCUGUUGCUUGAAGUGUGUUGUAUAAGGUCCUUUUACAGGGUCUGCAAUGUUAAAAACGUGUUAUGUUCUCCGCUUCGCCCCAAGAUCAACAAAUUCCCAUGUUGAUGCUCUGUUUGAUAUGGUAUCUCCGCGUGGAACUUGGAUCAUCAAAGGCAACGUUUCGGCGUUUGUUUUCCUUGCCGGAGCGUGUCUACGCAACCAAAUUUUUUCAGGUCUUUUGGCUCUGGCAGUUGUCAGCACCUGGUAAAUAAGAGGAAUUGUAACUGAUUCUGGUUUGGAGGGGGUGAAUACUUUUUGUUCUGUUGAACAAAUAAUAGUAGGCCUAGGCUAAAAUCCCCAUCUGUAACAUAAUUUGCAAUAAAAACUACGACAAUA